Messenger RNA from Manihot esculenta (cassava), 1847 nucleotides. Its product is annotated as sphingoid long-chain bases kinase 2, mitochondrial. The record is from RefSeq and is a predicted model, not a curated record. Gene Ontology annotation, cellular component: TIM22 mitochondrial import inner membrane insertion complex. The coding region runs from base 270 to 1367 and encodes 365 amino acids. Gene Ontology annotation, molecular function: ATP binding; kinase activity. Gene Ontology annotation, biological process: phosphorylation; protein insertion into mitochondrial inner membrane; phospholipid biosynthetic process. NCBI's taxonomy places the organism in Eukaryota, Viridiplantae, Streptophyta, Magnoliopsida, Malpighiales, Euphorbiaceae. The transcript is spliced from 12 exons.
CUGCAAGGGAUAACUGAUUAAACGGAUGGUGGCGGUCCGGUGGAUUUUAACUUCAAUAUAGACGAGGCGGAAGCCGGAAGAGGAUCCUCGUUUUAACCGCCAUCGCUCCUCAAACAAAAGGAACAAGGCGUCUCGCAGGCUUUUUCGGGCCCACUUAAGUAACUUGCAAGGAUUAGCAGAUGGAGAUGAAAAUGGGGGUGGUCAAAAUUAUGGCCAAUGGUCUCACCCUGGCGACCGUUGCCUAAACAAAAAGAUAAAAAAGAAAGUAAAUGGCGUGUAAUUAUUAUCAGAUAGCGUUCCGAAGUGAGAUGGUAUCUACUCUGUCAAAACCUUGGUUUCUUAGAGCUGAGCUUCCUAUGUCUUCUGAUCUCUCACUUCACCGCUCCAUCCCCCACGGUGGUUCCUCUUCUUCCUCUCCUUCCCGUCGGGAUCUUGUCUUCAUUGUCAACCCUAGAGGAGCUAAUGGGAGAACCGGCAAGGAAUGGAAGAAACUGCUACCGUAUCUCAGGUCUCGCCUUGAUAAAGAUUGCAAUAUAUGUGAAUCAUUGACUUCAGGUCCUUACCACGCAAUUGACAUAACAAGAGAGGCAAUAAGGGAGGGUGCUGAUGCUGUCAUUGCAGUUGGAGGUGAUGGCACUCUUCAUGAGGUUGUUAAUGGAUUCUUUUGGGCUGGGAAACCUGUUAGCAAACAUAAUAAAGAGGAUGCCCACUCAACUGCUCUAGGUCUCAUCCCCUUGGGAACUGGGUCUGAUUUUGCCAGAACAUGGGGCUGGAAAAAUGAUCCUUAUGAAGCUGUUGAUCGCAUUGUUAAAGGGCUGAGAUCAAAAGUCGAUGUUGGUGUCAUUAGUGGAGAAAAGGAAGAAUCUCAUUAUUUCAUAAAUGUGGCUGAUAUUCAUUUGAGUGCAAAGGCUGGUUAUUAUGCAUCAAGAUACAAGAGAUUUGGAAACCUAUGCUAUGUCAUUGGUGCUCUACAAGCCUUUAUUGGUCAUAAAAAUUGGGACCUUAGAAUCAAGGUCAAUGGAGGUGAAUGGGAAAUAUGUCCUCAAGUAACAGCUCUUUGCAUUGGAAAUGCAAAGUACUUUGGUGGAGGCAUGAGAAUCACUCCAAGUGGUGACCCUUGCAGUCGAGAGUUUGAGGUUGUAAUUCUUCAGGACUUCAAGUGGUAUGACUUUAUUCUGAAACUACAUAAACUAUACAGUGGGACACAUUUAACAGUGAAAAAUGUAUCUUCAAGAAGUGUGCAUUCCAUUGAAGUGGAGGACAUCUCUGGCAGUGGAAGCAUUUACGUUCAGUCUGAUGGAGAACAUCUAGGGUUCCUUCCCAGGAAGUUUUCUAUUUUACCUUCUGUUAUUGAAAUGAUAUGCUAAAGGAAGCCAUGAGAACAUGACUCCUUUACUGGUUUGCUUGAAACUAAUGCAUCUCUCUAGCCAUUCUUCAGACACCUUCCUCUCGGCAACGAUUUGCGCAAAGUGGCACGGGGAGAAACAACAUAACAGAUGAAAAGAUGCCUAUGAUGUUCUUCAUUAGUGGGAUAAUAAACACGCGAAUUGACUGACAGUUUGAUAUUUCUAACAGUUGUGGUAGGAAGCCAUCUUCUCUGCAGUACACUUUCAGUAAUAUCAGUCAGGUUGGCCUCGCAGUUGGAAGUGUUUUAGGCAUUUCUUUGAUUUCUCUGUUAUGGGUUUUGACUAGGCCAGUGCAUUUUGUACAAACUUUUUUUUGAACUUGAAGAUUUUUCAGAUUUUUUUAGCUUGUGAACGAAAUAAGAUUGGACCAAUGGUGAAAUAAUGAAUAUUGACAAAAGAAUCGUGAUUUUAUAAUAAAGUUGAUCACUUCUUAAACAGUAA